AUGCCGUCCCUCCGUCGUACCUACAGCUCGCCGUCCAUUCGCUCGUCGCCCUACUCCCGCACGCGUGCGGGCGCGUACCAGCCAAGGCGCGCGUCGGGCUCGGACACGCUCGGCAGGCGGGUUCUGGCCGACAUCGACUGGUGGAGGGCACCGGGCGCGCAGCACAACGGCCGCGACGCCCAGCCCGACGCGGAGGGGGACGAGAACGCCAGCGAGCCCGAGCGCCCGUUGGAAGAGGUCCUUCGCACGGCUCCACCGGAUGCGGACGAGCACGACGCGGUCCCUGCGACCGUCGCGGGCGCCGGCGAAGGCAGCGCAGAGUCGACAUGGCAAGCUGGCUUUGGCCUUGACCUGCGUCCUACCCUCGACUUGUGGACCACGGAGCCACCGUCACCUAUACCUCAGUUCUCAACAUUAUCCAUCAGUCCUCAGAGCCCUACGUUGACUGCGUCUUCACUCAAUGCGUCGCCCGAGAUGGCACGCGCGUCGUUGGUACCGGAAACGACGGGCGGGACACCCUGGGCUGUUUUGGGCUUGGGAUCACCCCGCAUGGCCAGUCUUAGCCCCUCAGCACGCUACAGACGCCCCCAGGCCUUGAUGCGCUCGGUUUCAGAGUCCUACGUAGACCUGCCGAGCCAACAAUGCGCGAUGCCCGAGUUCGGUCUCCAGCCUGAACGCAACGCGUCCAACGUAAGACGCGUUAGGCGUCGAUAUCACGCGUCUCGAUCACAUACCGGGGAUAUCCAGGCCGCCCCAGGACCUGCCGUUCACCUCGUUCCAUUGCAUCAACCACCAUCUGCCCCAGUACAAUCAUCUUUCUUGAACGCGCCACCGCGACCACAUGCCGUGCCAUUGCAUACCUCCGGUACCCAUCUGCCCAUUCCCCCGACUACAUCCACGCCCCCACGGCAUCCCGACGUCACCCAGCAAGACUAGAUUUCUCAGUUCAACCAACAAUUUCACGACACGCGAUGACCCCGUCAUGCACGCAUCCGCCCGUGUCUCGCUCCCAACCCAAUUCGCCCGCGCCGCCUUUAUCUUCACGAGCCCGCGCCUGUGCAUAAAACGAGCCCAUCUUCUCCACAUCUGUACACCUUAUGCAUCUCACGUCUGUCUACCUGCUGUCUCG
Punctularia strigosozonata HHB-11173 SS5 is the source of this 1129-nucleotide messenger RNA. RefSeq lists its product as uncharacterized. The transcript is spliced from 3 exons. The record is from RefSeq and is a predicted model, not a curated record. NCBI's taxonomy places the organism in Eukaryota, Fungi, Basidiomycota, Agaricomycetes, Corticiales, Punctulariaceae. The coding region runs from base 1 to 936 and encodes 311 amino acids.